Messenger RNA from Vanessa atalanta (red admiral), 2183 nucleotides. RefSeq lists its product as uncharacterized. Bases 77 to 1825 code for a protein of 582 amino acids. The record is from RefSeq and is a predicted model, not a curated record. NCBI's taxonomy places the organism in Eukaryota, Metazoa, Arthropoda, Insecta, Lepidoptera, Nymphalidae. The transcript is spliced from 11 exons.
CGCGGCCGCCAUAACGCGCUCCGCAGUCGAGGACCAACCGUCGCGAGUUUCAGUCGAACGAUCACGAGCAGCAACCAUGGUUUACGAGAGUGACUUCUACACGACGCGCCGGCCGUACCGGCCCUCCAGCUACAGCGUGUCGCCGUUGACGUCCGUGUACUAUCUCUCAUCCCUUCUACCGUAUUACAAUAUCCCGUAUGUACAAUACAUACCCAGGCUGUCUCAGGAUGAACUGAUUUACCGUCCGACAUCUCGCACUGUUACCCGACUCGUGACGUACCCUGAAGCACCGCACCACGUCGUACGUGUUCGUGUGCGUCCGUCUGUCAUCUUGAAGGAACUCGAUCGCAUCGCGUAUCGUCGCCGCCCAGUUACUGCCAUCACUGCUAUCGAUGACUACUACAGAUCAGAAUCUACAAGAGCUUUCGAAGAUGAAACACGUCGCAUACGCGCUGACACGGCUUCUCUGCUGCAGCGCGCUCGUUCUGUGGUCCCACGCGCGAAAACCGUAGCUCCACUCGACACUAUCUACUCAUACUCUUACGGCGAGCCGGUGCCGUAUCGCUUCAGCAAUGACGCGUAUGUUGCUAAGUUACUGUUGCCUUUGCGCAGCGUUUCAGACAACAUUCACCACAUUUCAUUCUACGCAGAGCCCGCUAAGAAGUUUACAGGACGCGGCCACCUCGCGUGCGUACACUAUUCCGGUAAAAAGGCCUUCUCCAACCGCAGGCCUCUCUACAAGGAACUUAGCAUCAGGGAUGACGUCAACCUUCUCUCGUUUUACGCGAAGAACAGAUUGGCGGCCGCGGGUUUGGCCGUAGAAACGGCCACAGUGAAACUCCUCCCGUGGAGGCCAAGCCGCAAGUUCCAAGCGCCACAGAAGAUGGAAGACCCUGAUCUGGAAUUGAAAGCAGCAAAGGCCGAUCGUGAGGCAAGAUUUCGGGCAACAACAGCUGAGCCAGUCCUCACACCAGCGGCUGAUUUAGCUGAAAUCAAACGAAAAAGGCAAGAGGAGGCUCGCGCUGCAGAAGAAAAAGCUUUGAAGGAAGAAGCCAAGCGAGAAGCUGAGCGCAAAGCACAGGCUGUACGUGAAGCAGCUGAAAAGAAACGAGUAGAGGAAGAAGCUCGUAAAGCAGAAGAAGCCAAACGUAAAGCAGAGGAAGAAGCACGAAAAGCCGAAGAAGAUGCUAGAAAGGCUGCUGAAGAAGCAGCUAGACAGGCUGAAGAAGCCCGUAAGGCAGAAGAAGCUAGAUUAGCUGAAGAAGCGCGUAAAGCUGAAGAAGCAAAAUUAGCUGAAGAAGCACGAAAAGCUGAAGAAGCUAGAUUAGCUGAAGAGGCUCGCUUAGCAGAAGAGGCCCGCUUAGCAGAAGAGGCUAGAUUAGCUGAAGCAGCUCGUUUAGCGGAAGAAGCGAGAUUAGCCGAAGAAGCAAGGCUAGCGGAAGAAGCUAGAUUAGCUGAAGAAGGUCGACUGGAAGAAGAAAGGUUGGCUGAACAACGUAGACAAGAGGAAUUAGCAAAAUUAGAAGAAUUUGAGCGUCAAGCACAAGAAGAACGCGAAGCAGAACUUGCAAGACAGGCAGCUGAAUUAGCAGAAAUUGCGAGACAAGAAUCUGAAUUAGCAGCUGCACGCUUAGAAGAACUUUCACAUAGUGGUUCUGCAAGUGAAAACAUAGCCGCUGCUGAAACGAGUGAAGUAGCAGAUGAACCAAUCGUAGAAGAACCUGAAAGUCCAGAAGUAGUUAAUGAGACUCCCGCUGAAUCCCAAGAAGUCGUAGAAGUCAGCGAAGACGAGAAAGCAGAACCUGAUGUAACUGACGAAGAAUAAUUGUCAAAGCUACGAAUUAUCUUAAUUCUAUCUAACAUUUUAUUGUAACGAAAUACUAUGUACUUACUAUCUUUCUUCAAAUAAAUAAUAAUACUUGAAUGGCAAAAAUUUUAGGUUCAACAUUGUAGACUAGAUUUUCUAGUUUUGCAUUUCCGAUAAUUAUUAUCUUGUUUUAUACUAUUCAUUAUUCGCUUAGAUUCAAGAAAGUGUAGAUGAAUAAUGUAAUAGUAAAAUGGUGGUGACACAAUAAGUAACUAUUUAUUAUCUAUAACUUUCAUUUGCGUAAUACAAUUACGUGACAACGAGAGAAUUGAUUGAUUUGUUGUAUUGUGAUUAUUACUACCAUUGUUAACAAUGU